AUGGAACUGAUGCAGCUGAAGCAAGGUUCCUUAUCUGUGGCAGACUAUACCAGAAAGUUUGAGGAACUCUGUAGGUUUUCUAGGGUAUGUCAGGGUGUCCCGGAGACUUAUCAGAGUUGGAAGUGUAUCAAAUACCAAAGGGAGUUGAAGGACAUUAUGACUACUGUUGCUCCUAUGGAGAUCCGUGUCAUCUCCGACUUAGUGAACAAAGCAAGGGUGGUGGAGGAGUAUGCCAAGACCGUGGCAGCAUCCAAGGACACUCAUGGAGGGAGCUCUAGUCGGGGGCGUGGCAAGUAUUUUCAUCCGAGAGGACAAAACUUUAAGAGAGGAGGAUAUGUGCCUCAAGGACAAGGAGGCUUCAGAAGGAACACCCAUGAUCAGUUUCAGCGUGGCAAAGGGAGAGGAAAUCAGAGUAAGAGUUCUCCAAAUUUAGCUUGUGAUCGUUGUGGACGUUUUCAUCCAUAUAACUCUUGCAAAAUUGGUAUAGGUGGGUGCUUUAACUGUGGCUUGCCUGGUCAUUUUUCGAGUGAUUGCACACGUGGGAAGAACCCAGGCGCGGGUCAGAGUCAGCACCAGGGGCGAGUUUUUGCUGUGAAUGCCAAGGAUGCUUCUAAGGAGGAUCCAUUGAUGAGAGGUAUAUGUCUAAUUGGUGAUAAAUCCUUAGUUGCAUUAUAUGAUACUGGAGCUUCGCAUUCGUUAUUUCGUUUGCUAAAGUUGAGGAAUUAA
This is a messenger RNA of Arachis ipaensis, 726 nucleotides long. RefSeq lists its product as uncharacterized. The record is from RefSeq and is a predicted model, not a curated record. Gene Ontology annotation, molecular function: nucleic acid binding; zinc ion binding. Lineage: Eukaryota; Viridiplantae; Streptophyta; Magnoliopsida; Fabales; Fabaceae.